CAGCUACCCCAGGGAUGACCAUAUGGUGAUAACAGAAGCUCAGGAGGGCAAAUCAGUCAUGCUGGCACAUUUCAAGCUUCAGCUCACAUCACUUCCCAUUGGCCAAAGCAAGUCACGUAGACAAGCCCAAAGCUAAGGGGUGGGAAGGACACUGUAUUUACUAUGAGGCCACAGCAAGAGUGGUCAUAUAAUAUACUAUUGAUGUUGAAGAAUUGGAACCAAUUAUUCAAUUACUCAAUCUCCCACAGCCUCCUGAAGAAUUGUACCUCUCUCCAAACCCACUAUUAGCCAUCAUCUCUUGCUCCUAGACAAUUACCUGUUUUCACCACACCUAGAACAAUGCCUUGCAUGUAGUAUAUGCCCAGUAAAAAAUGUAUUGAACAAACAACUCCCAACUGAUCUUCCUUGUUACACUUAUCUGUCUCUAGUCUUUUUCCACAUAGCAGCCAAGGUGAGUGUUUAAAAACAAGUUCUGUGAUACAGAAAGGAAUGUGUUUGGCCUUUGUCCCGAGUUUAGGUACACAGCUACUAAAUUUCUUGGAAUUUCCUGAGUAAUAAGAGCAAUAGAAGAAUCUUUCAUUCUAAUAACACGGUUCUUGGUGGGCUUCUAGAUAGCUUUAAAAUGGGGCUGGUCGCCAGAAAGAGCAAACUUAGAUUAGAGGCUUAUAACUUUCAGCCCCACCUCCCAACCUCAGGGGAGUGGGGAGGAGCUGGAGAUUUAGGACAAUCACUGAUAGCCAGUGAUUUAAUCAAUCAUGCCUACGUAAUGAGACCUCCAAUAAACCCCCUAAGGGACAGGUUUCGGAGAGCUUCCAGGUUGGCAAACACAUUGAAGUGCGGGAAGGGUGGUGUGCCCAGAGAGGUUAUGGAACCUCUGUGUGCCUUCCCCCAUACCUUGCCCUCUGCCUCUCUCCCAUUUGACUGUUCUGAGUUGUAUCCUUUGUAAUAAACCAGCUAAUGUAAGUAAUGUGCCUUCCUGAGUUCUGUGAGCCAUUCUAGCAAAUAAUUGAACCUGAGAAGGGGGUCGUGGGAACCCUGGGUUUACAGCUGGUUGAUCAGAAGUACAAGUGGCAACCUGGGACAUGCAGCUAGUAUCUAAAGUGGGAGCAGCCUUACGGGACUGAGCUCUUGACCUUUGGAGUCUGUACUAACUCCAGGUAGUUAGUGUCAGAACUGAAUUGUAGGACGCCCUGUUGGUGUCUGUAGAAAAUUGGAGAAUUGCUUGGUAUGGAAAACCCAUAACACAUUUGGUGUCAGAAGUACUGUGAAUAAAAACAGCUCAGACUGUCAUAUGAGUCUCAGCUUAAAACCCUGCCCUAGCUCCCCUUUGCACUUGAACUCCUCACUAUGGUCUCUAUAAAGGCAUACGUUAUCCAGCCAAGUCUGGCUCUCCAAACAAUAGCGUCUGGUACUGCUCACUUCCCUCUGGCUAACUGCCUUUUUCUUCCUCAAAUAUUCCAAUGCUUUUCAGCUGCAGCAGCUGUACUUCCUGUUCCCUGUGACUGCAAUGCUUUUUCUCAAGAUCUUGGCAUGCUGGUUGUCUCCUGUCCUCAACUUCAGCUAAAGUAUCACCUCCUUUGAGAGGCCUCCCUGACCAUCGAUACUUACAGACCCUCUCCCCACUCUACCCCCACCCUCCUUAUGUUUCCUCACCGUCACCUAGUUUAUGCCUUUCCAUGAGUUUAUCACUCUCUAAAAUUACCUUGCUUUGUUCAUCAUUGAUCUCUAGUGCCUAGAAUGGUGUCUGGCACAUGCUAAGUUCUCUAUAAAAAUUUGUUGAAUGAAUAUCUGUGAAAAAUUUCCUCUACAUUUUCAAAGUAUCUUUUUUAUCUUUUAUUUUCAUCUACUCAUCCAUGUAUAAAAUGGUAUUUUGCAAGUCCAGAUCGAACUAACUCAGGAGAAAUAAAAAUAUUAUAAAGUCCUUGUUGAUAAAGAAGAAAUUGGGGACUGGCAUUGCUUCAGCACAUGUUGUAGCAUCCUUGUAACUUGUGCCGCUAGGGCAUUAACCUGUGGGGUCAAAGGUCUAAGUGAGGCCUCCUCCUGCCUCCCAUACUGAUGAACCAGCUUUCCUGGCUUCCCUUUUUCCUUUUCCAUUCUUACCAUUGUUUUCUGAUUAAUGUACAAGAUAAUUUACUUAUAAGUAUUGUUUAUUGCCUGUCUCCUCACCCUCCCAUCCAUGACACCACUGUGACCUUCAUGGGCACAUGAAGGCAAGUAUCUUACUCUGUUUUUUCUGAUACUGAGUAGAUGUUCAACCAAUUGUGGAAUGGAUGGAUGGAUGGAUGAAUGUUUCAAAGGAAAGAAAGAAAUUUGCAAGGUUCUGAAUCUCUUUCUCUUCUUCAAGUGUCCCCAGAGUAAGGUCACCCCCACCGUUGCACAGUCUACCUCCCAAGAUGCUCUAGGCGAAACCUCUUUGAGGUGUAAACGUUUACAAGUUCUUUCAUUCUCCGGUUGGCUUUACUUGUAUAUUUAUAAAUCCAUCUUGUGUGCCUAUUGAUAUUUUGUGUGUGACUCCUUUCUCCACUCUAGAGCUUGAAUAAGGAGGAAUUUAGCUCAGUAUUUAUGACAUCAUGACAGGAAGUGACAUCAUGAUAGGGAAAAAUCUGAUGAAGCUGAGCUCCAUCUUGUAGAGGUUAUUACCUCUGUGAGCACAGACCACUUUUCCUCUUCCCUCAAGAAAAGCCCAGGAGUUGUCUAAAUGCUGGACAAAGCUGAGCACUUAAAUUUAUUAUCAAGAAGGUCCUGGAGGAAGAGGAGCAGGGGAGUACAAAAACUAAAAAAGUAUCCCAACUAUGGUGAGGAGUGGCCGCUUCAGAAUCUUCCCAAUUAACAGCUGUGUUUCUCUUUUAAUUUCACAUUUUCCUAGGAUGAUGAAAUUAAAAUACUCUAUUCUUGCUUAUUUUUUCACAAACCUUAUUGUCCUCAUGAAAUGUCCACAUGUCCACAGUCCCUCAAAAGAUCAGCAGAGGGAAAUUUUUCUUUAAAAGAUGCAAUAGACAAUGCUUUUUCCUUUGAAACAACUGUGAUGGAAAGAGAAAUUCUUCCUUUCACUUGAAUAGUCAUGCUUUCAAGUUGCUUGGAGGUGGUUAUGUAUGAAUCUUCAUAUAAACUUGUACCUCUCUCAUUUAAAAGAAAAGAUGAAAAAAAGGGAAUUAGCUCAUUAAUUAUUUAAAAUACUUGGUGCAACUCUUCCUUAUGAAUUAAUCCAGGCACUUGGAAGACAAUUACACUCAGUGUUAAUAACAUUGCCAACCUUUUCCAGUAUGCUGCACUCCAAAUUCUAUUGUGUUUUCAUUGACAACAUUCACUAUUACAUAUGCAUAUGAAAAACAGGCAUUUUCAUCAGAAUUACCGUAAUAGCAUUAAGAGAUUAUUAUUUUUUUCCAAUUUCUUUGGAAGAAAAGUCACUCAAAUAAAAUUAUUUAUUACUUGACUGCUCUCCUAUCUGGCCUGUAUGUUUAGGUAACUAGAGUCCAUGAAAGUGUAAACUUCAGAACAAAAAGCAUGAUUUUAUACAUUAAUGAUUUCAAAUAAAAGAGAAGUGGUAGUUUGUGCAUCACUUCUUUCGAGAAAGUUAAGUCUGUGCUCUGCUUAGGAGAGAUAACACUUUUUGUCCCUGUAGGUGGCCCCCCUGGUGUAGCCAUUAGUUGCUAAUUACUUGCAAACAAAUAAACAAUUAACUCCUGAAGCUGCUGGCUGGGCCAGUGUUCAUUGACAUGCUAAAACUUUCUAAGACGGGAUUUUAAUUAGUGACGUUCUAAAUCCAGCCCCCUUGUACAGGUCCCAGCCCUGUACACGUAGGGCACAGCCAGCCUGGGAGGCUCCGAGAGGCUAGAGCCCAGACCCGUAGCUCUGUGCAACCCACACGAGGAUGUCUCCCAACCUUCAGGAAGGUGGUCGGCUUGGGGAAAGCAAGCCCUCGCCCUGCUCCUUUUCAAUUGAGAGCAUUUUAGGACUGGACCAGAAGAAAGACUGUGUUCCAUCAAUGAAGCCGCACAGGCCAUGGGCAGACACCUGCGACUCCUCAGGGAAAGAUGUUAACCUACGUCUACAUAUCCCAAGUCUUCCUAAUGGGACCUCGUUACCUUGUGCUUUGGAUCACCCAGUGCAAGAAGAAAGAGUUUCGAAAUAUGAAAAUUACCUUUCAGCCUCAGAAAGACUUUCUUUGAAAAGAGAGUUGAGUUGGUAUAGAGGCCGAAGACCAAGAACUGCUUUUACUCAAAACCAGGUUGAAGUGUUGGAAAAUGUCUUUAGAGUAAACUGCUAUCCUGGUAUUGAUAUCAGAGAAGACUUAGCUCAAAAACUGAACCUAGAGGAAGACAGAAUCCAGAUAUGGUUCCAAAAUCGGCGUGCAAAGCUGAAAAGAUCCCAUAGAGAAUCACAGUUUCUCAUGGCAAAAAAAAAUUUCAACACAGAUCUCCUGGAAUAAAUAGAAAACUAAACAUGUGAGAUUACCUUCCAGUUUCAGAACAUGAAGAAUCAAUGGAAAUAUCAAGUGUUAAAAA
Molecule: messenger RNA, 4505 nt
Organism: Vicugna pacos (alpaca)
Lineage: Eukaryota; Metazoa; Chordata; Mammalia; Artiodactyla; Camelidae
Source: RefSeq, a predicted model, not a curated record